AGCACCAAAGACACUUACUGUCCCCCCACCUUUUCUGUCCUCCAGGGGAGAGGCCUGAGUGGAAGUAGCCCUAGAUUGUUGGGUACCAUACUCUCCUGCCUCUCCUUUAUGUGCACGUUUCCGAAGGGCUUUAACAGCGCAUCUUGGCUGGCGGGUGGGUGUAAGAAGGAGGAGGCUGAAGGUUCUCGCCCUGUCGGGUAACGUGCAGAGGACCCUCACCAUUGGACUGCGUCGGGAGGGAGUGGGAGCUCUCAGAGGUAGGGGAAGAAGGGGUAUAAAGGGGAGGGGGAGCCAACCACACAGGGACUCCAAGAAGCCUUAAUAAAAGGCAAAGUGCAUCUUUGCUGGACGGCGUUGGAAACGAGGAGAAACCAACAGAAAAGGACAGCACCAAAAGGGCAACCGCAAGGGUUUCUGCUUUUUGGAACACUCUUAACCCAGGGCUCCAGGCCAGUCCCCCCACGAGCCAGGUGAGCCGCCGCCACCUCCCCGGCGUCUGCGGGACCUGCUCCUCCAUGAACUUGCCAAAACCCGAGCGCCUGCGCCCCACACCGCGGCGCAGCCUCCCAAGCUCCGACGGGGAAGACGGUGAGAUCGACAUCCUGGGAGAGGAGGAAGAUGAAGACGAGGAGGAGGAAGAGGAAGACGAAGAGGCGGAGGAGAGCCAGCGGCUCCUAGAGGAGCUGCAACCGCCGCGGACGCAGGAGGCGCGGCGGGGCGCGGGCGCGCUUCCCCGAGAGCCCCCCGAGAGCGGCGGCGCCCCGAGCGACUCCUCCAAGUUCGGCGCCAAGUUCAGGGCAUCGAGCGGCCCUGCGGCGGCCUCUGGGGACGGCCCGCAGCCGGCGAAGCCCCCCUACUCGUACAUCGCGCUCAUCACCAUGGCCAUCCUGCAGAGCCCGCACAAGCGCCUCACGCUCAGCGGCAUCUGCGCCUUCAUCAGCGGCCGCUUCCCCUACUACCGCCGCAGGUUCCCCGCCUGGCAGAACAGCAUCCGCCACAACCUCUCGCUCAACGACUGCUUCGUCAAGAUCCCCCGCGAGCCCGGCCGCCCCGGCAAGGGCAACUACUGGAGCCUGGACCCCGCCUCCCAGGACAUGUUUGACAACGGCAGCUUCCUCCGCCGCAGGAAGCGCUUCAAGCGCCACCACCCGCCCCCGGGAGUCCACCUGCACCACCCCUUGGCCCUGCCCGCCGUGCCCGCCGCCCUGCACGGCGCUUACCCGGGCCUGCUGCUCGGGCCGCCCGCCCCGCCGCAGCCAGUCCCAGGGCCCUACCCCGCCGCCGCCGCCGCCGCCGCCGCCGCCGCGAGCCGCCCGUGCGCGCUCCUGCACCCUCACCCGCUUCGCUACCUGCUGUUGUCGGCCCCGGCCCGCGCCGAGAUGCCCAAGAAAGCGCAAGGCGCCGACCUGGCCACCCCAGGCGCGAUCUCGGCCUGCAGCCCUCUCUGCGCUCGCAGCUUCGGGAGGAGGGCAAGGCGCGGGCGGCGCGGCUGGGAGACGGAUGCUCACCCUUCAGUAUCGAGAGUAUCAUGCACGGGGUCCGGGGAGGGGGCACCAGGGCCGCGCAGAGUCCGCCCCCGACCCCGUGGGGCUACUGCCACCUGCUGCAGCGCCCGUCGUGCCUGCCGAACGAUUUUAGGGCAACAGCAGCCGCCGCCGCAGCCCCAGCAGCAGGAACGUACCCGCGGCUGCACUCCCAGCGAGGGCGCUCCGCUGGGCCAACACCUGUCCGCCCCCGCGGCGCUGCUGGGGUGUCAGCCUGGAGCAGAGGGCUCUCGGCUGACCACGGUGGCCAGCCUGUCCGGCAGAGAGGGUAUCUUGCCAGCUUUUUGAGUAGCAUCCACACCUUGUCCUGGCGCUGACUCCGCCGGGCGCACCUGCAGCCAAGUUGGUCUUCGGCUCUCACCCUCACCACCCUGCACGGCAGGGACAACGCGGAUGCAUCUGAAUCCCUCAGCAGAACAACCACUAACUGAACCAUACAGUUAGGGUCGCUGCAAAAUAUUUACAAAGCUCAAGUUGGAUGCUGUUCAGACAACCGGGACAUAAAC
Molecule: messenger RNA, 2050 nt
Organism: Lontra canadensis (Northern American river otter)
Lineage: Eukaryota; Metazoa; Chordata; Mammalia; Carnivora; Mustelidae
Product: forkhead box protein D4-like
Biological process (GO): regulation of transcription by RNA polymerase II; cell differentiation; anatomical structure morphogenesis
Molecular function (GO): DNA-binding transcription factor activity, RNA polymerase II-specific; RNA polymerase II cis-regulatory region sequence-specific DNA binding
Source: RefSeq, a predicted model, not a curated record